Messenger RNA from Brassica oleracea var. oleracea, 385 nucleotides. RefSeq lists its product as uncharacterized. Lineage: Eukaryota; Viridiplantae; Streptophyta; Magnoliopsida; Brassicales; Brassicaceae. The transcript has a single exon. The record is from RefSeq and is a predicted model, not a curated record. The coding region runs from base 76 to 285 and encodes 69 amino acids.
AAACAAAAACUCUCUCAACCAUUUUCCCUCUGUCUAACUUCUUCUCUUAUAUUUCUCUCUCUCUAGUGGCAAAGUAUGGCAGAUUGGGGACCUGUAGUGGUGGCAGUGAUACUGUUCGUGCUUCUGACUCCGGGACUUCUCUUUCAGAUUCCGGCGAGAGGUCGAAUCGUGGAGUUCGGGAAUAUGCACACCAGCGGCGCCUCGAUUCUCGUCCACACCAUCAUUUUCUUCGCUCUCAUCACCAUCUUCACCAUCGCCAUUCGUCUCCACAUCUAUACCGGUUAAUUUUACCGUACCGGAUUUGUAAUUUUUCGGUUGUCUGGUUGUCGUUGUGUUCUUCGUACCAGUUUGUUUUUCCUAUGUCUUUGUUUAGAAAUUCUCUGUG